This is a messenger RNA of Pyrus x bretschneideri (Chinese white pear), 1986 nucleotides long. RefSeq names its product pectin acetylesterase 10. Gene Ontology annotation, molecular function: pectin acetylesterase activity. The transcript has 12 exons. The record is from RefSeq and is a predicted model, not a curated record. Gene Ontology annotation, cellular component: plant-type cell wall. The coding region runs from base 457 to 1743 and encodes 428 amino acids. Gene Ontology annotation, biological process: cell wall organization. Lineage: Eukaryota; Viridiplantae; Streptophyta; Magnoliopsida; Rosales; Rosaceae.
CCAAUACCAAAUAGUGAUAGAAUUGAGUUCAUGAAAGAAACCAGAACCAAAAUACCCCAUUUCUCUCCCACUUCUUCUCCGCCAUUUUCUUUAUUUAGUUUGGAACUGCUUUUUUGAAAAGCACUUUUAGGAAAGCACUUUCACUAAAAGCACUUCUAGUAGAAGCAUAUUGGGUACGUGGUGAUGUUCAAGAAGUUCCAAACAGGGUUAUUUGUUAUGCUAAGUCCUAAAGAAAGAGAUUUGAUUUUUUAGCCAAUGCCAACUGGUGGUUGGGUUGCUCACUUCCUCAAUUACGACAAUAUUCCUCUUCAUAUUACCAAAGUUGUUCUUCAGCCACAUUCUCUGUGUUUCUCUGUCUCUCUGUAUCCCCCUUCUUUUUCUUCAGCUGAAUUACAUUGAUAAGUAAAUAAAAAAUAGCUGUGGUUUAAGCUCUAGUUCUUACCAUUUGUUUGUGCAAUGAGAUUUCUGGGGUCAGCCAACAUGAAGCUUUUCUGGGUUUUGGGGUUUAUGGGGUUUGUGUUUUGCAGAACAGAUAGAACUUUUAUUGGGGAUGUGAAUGUCGCACAGGAACAAGACCUGCAUUAUACUGAGAGUAAUGUGUAUGGCUAUGCAGCUUAUGGUUAUGGGUUUUCCAGCAGACCCUUAAUGGUGGGUCUCACACUCAUCAAUGGAGCUGCUGCCAAAGGAGCAGUCUGCCUGGAUGGAACAUUACCUGCUUACCACAUCCACCAUGGAUACGGGUCAGGAGCAAACAGUUGGCUCAUUCAGUUGGAGGGAGGAGGAUGGUGUGAUACAAUCAGAAACUGUGUUUACCGUAAAAAAACUCAUCGUGGUUCAUCAGCAUAUAUGGAGAAGUAUAUACCAUUUGCAGGGAUACUAAGCAACAAAGCAGGAGAAAACCCUGACUUUUACAAUUGGAACAGAGUUAAGGUUCGAUAUUGUGAUGGUGCAUCUUUCGCCGGCGACAGUCACAAUGCGGCUGCCCAAUUGCAUUUUCGAGGACAACGUAUCUGGAAAGCUGCUAUGGAAGACUUGAUGUCAAGGGGAAUGCGCUAUGCUAAUCAGGCUCUUCUUUCUGGAUGUUCUGCUGGUGGGGUUGCAACUGUACUCCACUGUGAUGAAUUUCGUGGAAUGUUCCCUGCAACAACUAGAGUGAAGUGCCUCAGUGAUGCUGGACUGUUUCUUGACGUAGUUGAUGUAUCUGGUAGUCGCACUUUGAGAAGUAUGUUUAGAAGAGUGGUUAGUCUGCAGGGGGUGCAAAAGAAUCUCCCAUGGAGUUGUACCAAUCGCCUCCACCCAACUUUGUGCUUUUUCCCCCAGCACCUAAUUGCAAGUGUCAAGACUCCCCUUUUUCUGGUCAAUGCAGCUUAUGAUACAUGGCAGAUCCAGGCCAGUUUAGCUCCACGAACAGCAGACCCUAACGGCCAUUGGCAUGCGUGCACAAAAAAUAAUGGACGUUGUGCUGCAUGGCAGAUGAACUUUUUGCAAGGUUUCCGGAUUCAAAUGCUCAAAGCUGUAAGUGGAUUCUCGAGGGCUGGUAAAAAUGGUUUGUUCAUAAAUUCUUGCUUUUCUCAUUGCCAGACUGAGAGACAAGAUACCUGGUUUUCUCAAAAUUCUCCUCUUAUUGGAAAUAAGGGGAUCGCAAAAUCAGUCGGAAACUGGUAUUUCGAUCGGUAUAGUAUCAAAGCUAUAGAUUGUCCGUACCCUUGUGACAAGACCUGCCAUAAUCUGGUGUUUAAGUGAAAAUUACUGUAUAUCAUCUCUUGCCAUAAUCUGGUGUUUAAGGGUAAAUUUCUGUGUAUCAUCUCUAUUUGUCUUCUCUCCCCAAUUUAUAUUGCCAAUGGCGUUUAAUGUAACAUUUUACCUUCUAGACCGAGUCAUUGCUAUGAAGCUCAAAGAGCGAUCAACAUGUUUAUGUAUCAUUUUUAUGAUCCAAUAUAUAAAUGUAAUCCUCUUGAUUAAAUUCCAGUUAUAAUUUGACAUCCA